GGAUUUCGUUCUUGGCCUUCCGCGAACACAGCGUGGUAAUGAUUCCAUCUUUGUGGUUGUCGAUCGUUUCUCCAAAAUGGUUCGUUUUAUUCCUUGCAAAAAGACCACAGAUGCACUUCAAGUUGCGAGUUUAUUUUUCCAAGAGAUUUAUAAGCUUCAUGGUUUGCCGUGUUCUAUUGUAUCGGACCGCGAUUCACGUUUUCUAAGUCACUUUUGGAGGUCUUUGUGGCGCCUUCUCCGCACAAAAUUGGAUAUGAGCUCCGCUUAUCACCCUCAAACCGAUGGUCAAACGGAAGUCACAAAUCGAGCAUUGGGAGAUUUGUUGCGUUGUUUAGUGGGAGAUAACAUUAAAUCAUGGGAUCGUGUACUUUGUCAAGCUGAAUAUGCUCAUAAUAGAGCCGUUAAUCGCAGUACUGGGUUCUCUCCGUUUCAAGUGGUGUAUGGUCUUCUUCCUCGUAGUCCAUCUGAUCUUGGUCUUAAUCCUGAUCGGAGCCGUUUCCAUGGUCGUGCUUGUGACCUCGUGGAAGAGUUUGCUUCAAUUCAUCAACAAGUGCAGACUAAUUUGGAAGCUGCUACUUCGAAGUACAAGUUGGAUGCUGACAAUCAUCGUCGUGAAGUUUCUUUUCAGGUUGGAGAUUUGGUUUGGGCUGUUUUGACGAAGGAUCGUUUCAAACCAGGCACAUAUAACAAGCUCAAAGCUCGGAAGAUCGGUCCAUUGGAGAUUCUUGAGAAGAUUAAUAACAAUGCUUAUCGCCUGCAGCUACCACCUCAUAUGAACAUUUCCGAUGUCUUCAACGUUAAACAUUUGGUGCCUUACUUGGCCGAUGAGAGUGCUGCCAAUUCGAGGUCGAAUUCUUUUUCACCCCCGGCGACCUGAUGUAGCGAGACAUCAUUCUUUUACUCUGUUUUAGUUUCUUUACUUUUAUCAUUGGGCUUUUACUUAUAUUUUGGGUUUUAUCAUAAAGACGGUUUAGUUGUAGCUUGCUCGACAAGUUCCGUCUAGGGUUUUGGUGUUUUAGAAACUUAUAUAUACUCCUUGGGUUGUAAGGAGAACGAUGGUAGUUUUUGAUUAAUAAGCAGAGAAAGCUUUU
Messenger RNA from Arabidopsis arenosa, 1091 nucleotides. The record is from the annotation of a GenBank genome assembly. NCBI's taxonomy places the organism in Eukaryota, Viridiplantae, Streptophyta, Magnoliopsida, Brassicales, Brassicaceae.